Messenger RNA from Populus nigra (black poplar), 1824 nucleotides. Its product is annotated as U11/U12 small nuclear ribonucleoprotein 59 kDa protein. The record is from RefSeq and is a predicted model, not a curated record. The transcript is spliced from 9 exons. Bases 361 to 1593 code for a protein of 410 amino acids. NCBI's taxonomy places the organism in Eukaryota, Viridiplantae, Streptophyta, Magnoliopsida, Malpighiales, Salicaceae.
CGAUUAAAUUUUACUGGCUUGAUCAGUUUGGUGAAAAUCCAAUUAAAAUUUGGUUUGAUUUUUUUUUUUCGAAACAACAUUAUUUUAACAUUUGAAAAGAAAAGGAAAAUUAAGAUACGUUUUUUUGGAUUCACCUACCCAAUUUGUGACACAGGCUUUAGGCUGGGUCAGGCUUGGUAUUAUAACUCUUAACGAAAGUGGGAGUGUUUAAAGUGGAAAAAAUGGGAUUUAGGGGGUGUUUCAUUUUUCGCUGAAGUUCAGGGUUUUUUCGGAGUACAAUUUGGCCUCCUAUUUAACAAGCUCUGUGGAGUUCAUUGCACAACCUGGGACUGACUUCAACCCUGUAAAAUUUGAAAAGCCAUGCAUCCGGUUCCUUUUCAUGCGACUCCUGCUGCACCUCCUCCUCCCUGGUUCCCGAUGUUACCCCCUAAUCCACCACAGUCGACUCCUUUUUGGGACACCAAAAAUGUGCAUGAUCGGCUGAAAGAGUUACAGGGCACGUUGACUCUUGCUACAUCAAUGCAGAAAGAGCUUGAGAUGUUGAUGACAAUCAAAAGCACUGAAGGGUCUGUGGAAGAGGGGGAAGGGGAAUCUACCGACCCUUAUGCUUGUGGGUUGUACGAGUAUUUGAAAGAUAGGAAAAUUGAUUUGGAAGCACAGGAAUCACUUUCGGUGAAUGCUGCAAAUGCUUUGAUGUCAAGAUUAAGAGCUCAAUUAGAGCCAUUUAGAGUAAUCAUAGAUGAUGUCACUCCAUGGGAAGAGAAAUCAAUGGCAGCUAGAUUGUCUAAUAAAAUAUUGAAGUCCAAGCGUAAUAAACUUUGGAGGAAGAGGAAGAGACAACGUGCUGCAGAAAUCCGCACAAAGGAGCAUGAACAAUUUGACCAAGCUGAUCGUGUAGCUGAUGAGUGGAGGGCUAGGGAGAUAGCAAAGGAUGCUGCACAACUCAAGGUGGAAAAGAUGAAAGAAAUUGCAAAGCUUAAAGCAAAAGAAGAGAGGAAGAGGCUAGAAUCUGAGCUUGAGCUGGUAUUGGUUGUGGAGAAGUUGCAAGAAUUGCGCUCCAUCAGGAUUCAAAAAUUGAAGAAACAAGGACAUUUUCUCCCCGAGGAGGAUGACAAGUUUCUUGAGAGAGUUCGAGCUGCAGUUGAGGAAGAAGAGCGCCAAGCAAUGGCUGCAGCUGAAACAGAUGCUGCCAAGGGUGCCAUUGCAACAGCUGAGGAAUCUAGGAAAACAAUCCAGAGUGGUGGGCUGCACUCAAAAGAUGCAAGUGAUGCCAAAGAUGGAAUGAAGGAAAGUAAUGAUGAAAUAAAUGAGAGCACGGGCAAUUUAGGCUCCGAUGCGGUUCCUGGUCCAUCUGGAGAAAAAGGAUCUAAAGGUCAAGUUUAUGGUGGAGCUUAUGAUUCUGUAGCAAAUUUGCCAAUUGAAUUCUACCACUAUUAUCAUGGCAGCAAUAAUGAUAUGGGCACACUUAUCGAGGUUAGAAGAACAUGGGAUGCGUAUAUAAGACCAGGAGGAAGCCGCAUACCAGGCCACUGGGUUCAGCCACCACCGCCGGCAGAUGAUAUAUGGGCAUCCUACCUCGUUAGGCCUAAAUGAAUGGGCUGCAACCAAAUAUCAGUCGGGCUUCUGCACCGACUAAUCCUUCCUAUGUCGGUGUAUUGUGAAGAAACUGGGGACUUUUUAUGCAGCUACACAAGUCUGCAAACUUUCAUUGUUUACAAGAAAAUUCUAGUGCAUAUAAUGGUAUGAGUAGGAUGUGCAGCCCGAAAAUAGAUUUUUUAUCUGUUUAGAAUUUGCAAUCGAGAAUUUCCGUUUCUUGCCGCGUAA